GUUCUUGUCUUGAUCUCUGCAUAAAUCUUUACUCUGCGCGAUUUAAAAAUGUUCUCCUCUAAACGCAUCGAGCCUUUAAACAAAGGCUCAAGAUAUUCAACCUUAGCACACGCAUUCAUUAAUGACACAUUCAUAAUUAUAGAGCGUGUAGUCAAAAAGAUGUGUCGUGCGUAAAAGCGGUGGCACCAUUCACAGCUUGACGCACAACACGCCGGAUGACUUGUGAGUGGUUCCAAAGUCAGAUCAAAAGAGACGUAAACAGUCAGAUCUAUUUAAAAAAAAAAAGAAGAAGCAAAGAUAGAGCUGACAAAUACAGCACAUCAUCAUCUGUGACUCAACUGCUUACAGUCUAAUUCCUCAUACGACUACACUACUGUGAAGCUACGUGUAUGAUACGCUAGGAUGUGGAACACCUGCCUCACUGGAGUUCGCUCAGGGCGCACGGGGCGCACACAAAGCUUUAGAAUUAUCGGAGGAGUUUAAUGUAGUGAUUAUUGGUCUUUCUUGUGCACGGACUGUUGAUUGAGACAAACUGGAUUGUUCCUUUUUUAUAGUUCAAAAUCACCUUUUCAUCGUUUUACUUCACAUUUUAAAGCGUGGGGGCUGCUCCGGCUUCUGUCUUGAAAGCAUGGGAAAAGAAGAAGGAGGAAAGAGUUUCUUCUAAAUCACUGGAAUCAAGCCACCACAUGGACUGUGAACAAUGGAGCAACAAGACCAAAACCUCUGGCAUCCCUUUUCAUCCGAGCUCAACUCCUCUACAUCCUCACCUAUCCUCUUCUCUUAUCCUCGCCUUUUCAACAUCUCCUCCAACAUUUCCACUCAGAGUGUCCCCUUUCAGGGUAGCAGCACUCUGAUGACCGCAGUCAUAUCCCUCACAGUCUUCGUGGUGGGUCUGACCGGCAACACUUUGGCGAUCUAUGUGGUGCUGCGCUAUGCCAAAAUGAAAACAGUCACCAAUAUCUACAUCCUGAACCUGGCUGUGGCUGAUGAGCUGUACAUCGUCGGGCUCCCCUUUCUUACCACACAGAAUGUACUCUCCUAUUGGCCCUUUGGCUCUUUCCUGUGCCGCGUGGUCAUGACUGCAGACUCCAUGAACCAGUUUACGUCUAUCUUCUGUCUCACAGUAAUGUCGAUUGACCGUUACCUGGCUGUGGUUCAUCCAAUCCGCAGCACCAAGUGGAGACACCCCCGCAUAGCGAAGGUAGUGAGCGCAGCUGUGUGGGCCGUUUCCUUUGUGGUGGUCCUGCCAGUGGUCAUCUUCUCUGAUGUGCAGGAUACAUUUAACUCCUGCAACAUGAUCUGGCCAGAGCCGAAGGAUGUGUGGUCAACAGCCUUCAUUCUCUACACUGCCACAGUGGGUUUCUUUGGACCACUGCUCAUCAUUUGCCUCUGUUACCUUCUUAUUGUCAUCAAGGUGAAGUCCUCUGGGGCACGGGUUGGUUUCUCUAAACGCCGACGCUCAGAGCGCAAAGUGACCCGAAUGGUGGUGGUGAUUGUGGUGGUGUUUGUGCUCUGCUGGCUGCCGUUCUUCAUCAUCAAUAUGGUCAAUCUGGUGGUCAUCAUCCCGGAGUCCAGUGCCACUGCUGGCAUCUACUUCUUUGCUGUCAUCUUGUCUUAUGCCAACUCAUGUGCCAAUCCGUUUCUCUAUGGUUUCCUAUCAGACAACUUUAAACAGAGCUUCAGAAAAGUGCUGUGUGUGAGGACCAUGAGGUGCGUUGCCAAUGAUGUAGAUGAUGGUGACCCCAGUGUCCCGCGCACUGAGAAAACCACAGCACAAGACUGCAUCCUGCUGUCCCCGCGUAACCAGGUCUAUCACGAUCCCCAGAGCAGCCAGAUCUCACCUCACCCGCCGGGCUCACCAACGACUCACACUGCAGCAGACCUGCACCGCUCCACCCCUGCAUGUAAGUUUCAGUCCACUUACCCAGGAACCGGACCGGCCACUACCACAGCAGCCUCGAUGCUAAACUCUGUUGUAACUGCAGCUGAACCUCCCACAGUCACUGCCCUGACCACUAGCUCCUCCUCUGGUUAAUUAGGGCCACAUGAACAGUAGCAGAGAAACUCACACAUGAACUGAGAAAGAAAAACAUAUUUUAAGGAUUAAGUGAUCAAAGUGGCAAAAUCGAUGCUUUUCUGCCUUUUUGUCAACUAUUUUAUUACUACCACACACACUUAUUCUACAUCCAUUAUAGCACAUUGGUGGAAAAAAAAAAUCACAACAUUUUUGUUUAUCAAGACCAAUUUUGUUCCUUUCGGCAGCCUGACAUAAGUGCCUUUCCAGCUUACUCCUUACUCCUUUCAUUUUAGGUUGGUCAUGUAACACUGAAGAAUGUAUUUACCUAUCAGAACCAAAAAGCCUCUUAGGACUUAUUUCAUUCGGUGGAUGUAAUUUCCUGCAGGUAGCAAAUAUGAGGGGUUUAUUUGGGCAUUAUAGGGUCCUCUCUACAACAGCUUUAAUCAAACAGCGCAGUAAUUCAUCAUAUUUUCUCGUUUCCAACUGCUGCUUAUUUCUGCUUUCUUACUUAAGUGGAUAAAUUGUGAUGAUUGAAUCCGACGUCUGUAUUUGCUUUGCGUAAAAGUCUUUUGUGAUCUCAUUUGCGUACCGUUGAGAAGUUUAAAAGAAAAAGGAAACAAAAUGAAAAACGGCUCGCUUGUCUUUUCUCAAAGUAAAUGUGAUGCUUUGGCAGCUCUAUGCUUCUCUGUAAAUAUGUAGCCCCCCUUAAAGCUAAAACGCCUGACCUUUUUGGAUAUAUGCUUCUUGCAUUUUAUUUUUGUGUUCAUGUGAUGUGUGUGCACAGUAAAGAUAAACUUUAUUUGAUGAACUGGCGAUACAAGGUGUUUUGCAAAAAUUACCAAAAAGAAAAAUAGAAAAUACACAAGAGAAAAAGAGAACAAUAGCAAUAUUAUUCACAAGAAAGGGACACAUUUAAACAUUAAAAAAGACCUUUCAACACAUUAUGCAAAUAUGAGUCUGUACAAGUGGGUUUUUAAAAGCUUCUGGAUUUGACACAGCUGAUCUGAAGGAGAAGGUAUAAAAGUCUGUUCCACAUUUGUUUUAAGCCCUUUUAAUAGGAACUGAUUCUCUGAUGUCAGCAAUCUGGGCACAGAAUAAUAGGCUAGCAUGUAAACAGAGCCAUUCCAGGUAACAGUCUGGUUAUUUGUGCCUGUUUUACUUUGCUCUACCC
Molecule: messenger RNA, 3188 nt
Organism: Pundamilia nyererei
Lineage: Eukaryota; Metazoa; Chordata; Actinopteri; Cichliformes; Cichlidae
Gene: sstr5
Product: somatostatin-like receptor F_48D10.1
Exons: 5
Coding region: 701-2035 (444 amino acids)
Biological process (GO): neuropeptide signaling pathway; cellular response to glucocorticoid stimulus; regulation of insulin secretion
Cellular component (GO): neuron projection; plasma membrane
Molecular function (GO): neuropeptide binding; somatostatin receptor activity
Source: RefSeq, a predicted model, not a curated record